AUGGUGACAACAGAUCCAGAUUCUGAGGUGAUAGCACUAUCUCCCAAGACACUAAUGGCAACAAACAGGUUCAUAUGUGAGGUAUGCAACAAAGGGUUCCAAAGGGAGCAAAAUUUACAGCUCCACAGAAGAGGACACAACUUGCCUUGGAAACUAAAGCAGAAGAAUACAAAAGAGCAGGCAAAGAGAAAGGUUUAUCUCUGUCCUGAACCCACUUGUGUCCACCAUGACCCUUCACGGGCUCUUGGAGACCUCACUGGGAUCAAGAAGCACUUCUCUCGGAAGCACGGUGAGAAGAAGUGGAAGUGUGAAAAGUGCUCUAAGAAGUAUGCUGUUCAAUCAGAUUGGAAAGCACAUUCUAAGACUUGUGGUACAAGAGAGUAUAGAUGUGACUGUGGCACUCUCUUCUCCAGGCGUGACAGUUUUAUUACUCAUAGAGCCUUUUGUGAUGCGUUAGCACAUGAGAGUGCAAGGCACCCUUCCAACCUGAACCCUCUGGGAACUCAUCUCUAUGGCACCAACCACAUGAGCUUAUUCAAGAAGGGGUCUAUAUGGUGGAGGGAUUUGGGGAAGGUUAGUGAGGGGGGAGGUAAUGGGGGAUGGUUUGUGAGUGGGGUAAGAAGGAAGAUUGGGAUGGGUCAUGACAUAAAAUUCUGGAAAGAGUGA
Molecule: messenger RNA, 666 nt
Organism: Lotus japonicus
Lineage: Eukaryota; Viridiplantae; Streptophyta; Magnoliopsida; Fabales; Fabaceae
Product: protein indeterminate-domain 5, chloroplastic-like
Exons: 2
Coding region: 1-666 (221 amino acids)
Cellular component (GO): nucleus
Molecular function (GO): DNA-binding transcription factor activity
Source: RefSeq, a predicted model, not a curated record